Messenger RNA from Gigantopelta aegis, 1696 nucleotides. RefSeq names its product orexin receptor type 2-like. Gene Ontology annotation, molecular function: neuropeptide receptor activity. Gene Ontology annotation, cellular component: membrane. Lineage: Eukaryota; Metazoa; Mollusca; Gastropoda; Neomphalida; Peltospiridae. The record is from RefSeq and is a predicted model, not a curated record. The coding region runs from base 210 to 1472 and encodes 420 amino acids. The transcript is spliced from 2 exons. Gene Ontology annotation, biological process: neuropeptide signaling pathway.
CUCGCCACAACGUACUUAAGUACUGUACGUAAAUUGUUGAUCAAAAUGAAGAUUAAACAUGUAGGGUGAAUAUGAUGGAAAGACCUCGACUGAUUAAUAUAGUGUGAGGCGACUGAUGCGUCUGCGGUUAUUACACGUGUGUGUUAAACUGGUGUUAAAACCGGCCCAUGUGUGAAUACUACCAUCUAAAUACAACUGAGCGAUAAGCCAUGUCUGAUGACAAUAACGUGUCCUAUUUGGACCGCACCACCACAUCUGGAAAUGUCACUACGACGACGAUAAACGCGGAUGAAUACCUUCAAUCACUGAACGACGAGUUCGCGCUGACGAUCCUCCCUACUAUAGUCUUCCUGGCCGCCAUCUUGGUCGUCGGUUUCGUCGGUAACAUUAUCGUCUGCUACAUCUACCUGGCGAAGUUCAAGGUCAGCACUACGCGAUGUUUCGUCGUGACCCUUGCGCUCGUUGACCUUCUGACCUGCUGUAUCGCGAUUCCCGGAGAUGUAUUUGAUUUGAGAGAGAACUACACUUUCAGAAACGUCGCCCUUUGUAAAGUUCUGAGUUUCUGUAACAGUUUCUCCACCAUGGCGUCUGGGGCAGUUCUCAUCGCCAUAGCAACGGACAGAUACAUGAAGAUAUGCAAGCCUCUCGCCAAACAGAUGUCCAUAACUUCGGCCAAGGUCGCCGUCGGGUUGAGCUGUGUGACGUCAGUGUUCGUCUCGUGGCCCAAUUUCAUUCUGUACGGUGCGCGAACAGUUUUGACGGAAUAUCCCGAUAUUAACGGAACCGACUGCUCCACGGACGAUCGAUUCAUCGGAACGAUUUAUCCGCUUCUGUAUAACGGGUUCCAAUUCCUUCUAUUUAUCAUAUCUGUGUUUGUGAUUAUUGUACUCUAUCUCCACAUAUGGCGGACUGUCUUAAAACACGUGGGGUUAAAAGAAAAGAAGACGGAACUCACCAGCAACAAAUAUAUACAGCAGAGAGUUCGCAUUCUGCUAGCAAACGUCAGUAGUACUUCCGGUUCAGAAAUGACACCUUCCGCCGGAAAAGAAUUAGAGGUGAGCAAAGACGGUACUCGUACCAUAAGCACACGACUCGGCGAACCAAUCACAGACUCCGUUACAAAUGAAUGCGAUAGCAAAACACAAACAUCGAAAGCAAAACGACGAACGGUCAAGAGGAGUAAAUCUAAGCGAGAACAGAAAGCGAGGAGAACGACGUUUAUGCUGUUUCUGAUCACGCUGGUGUUCGUGCUCAGUUUUCUUCCCCACCUGGGACUGAUGGCGGCUCGAGGGAUCCACAAGGUCAUGUUCGACAGCUUGAGUCCGGGGGCGACCGCCGCCUACAACUUCUUCCUGAGGUCCUACUUCAUCAACAGCGCAUCCAACCCCAUCAUUUACGGCUUCUGCAAUCUGAGGUUUAGGAUGGAAUGCAAGGCUCUGUUUGUACAGGUGUUUCACACACGGCGGACAUGAACUGGCCUUGCUGUUCAGCGCGUCGUUUUGCACUUGGAUUUUACUAGUUUCAACUGGAAAUGCGAGCUAAAUAUGUCUUUAUAAUGUCAUCGAAUCAGUUCAGUGGAUCUAUUCAAUUGAUUGGGGUUUUUUUCCCGUUCCAACCAGUGCACUACAACUGAUGAAAGGCCGUGAUAUGUGCUUUCUUGUCUGAGGAAAAGUACAUAUAAAAGAUCCCUUGCUGC